Molecule: messenger RNA, 492 nt
Organism: Pseudozyma hubeiensis SY62
Lineage: Eukaryota; Fungi; Basidiomycota; Ustilaginomycetes; Ustilaginales; Ustilaginaceae
Product: helicase
Exons: 2
Coding region: 1-492 (163 amino acids)
Source: RefSeq, a predicted model, not a curated record
AUGUCAGCGUUGGACGAGGCAGAGGAGCGCAGUGCACCGAAAUGGAGGAAAAUCGAAGGAAAAUCACAACGCGCCGCUGUCUUGCCUUUGCGUCUCGUUUCGUGGCUGAUCCGCCGCUGUUGCACCUCUCUCUGGCUGAAGCUCUGCUCGGAUGCUCUCCGAGACCGACAGCACGCACAGAUUCCAAUGCACACUCACUCGCUCAGCCGCUUUCCUGCUCAGAUCAAGGGUAGCGACGACAGAAAGAAAAGCACUCAGCGUUUUCGGGAUUCGUUCGGCGACCUUUCCUCGUGCGUUGACCUUUGCGACGCGUUCUUUCGUCUGGUCGUCAACCCCCUUCUACACGCUGAUCGGUCAAUCGCACCAGUCAACGGCAUCCCGUCGUCACUCGGAAGCAGCAAUCGCCACGGUGUCCAUCCGAUCCUUCAUUCGAGCUGGGAUCUCAUCUACAUCGACGUUCUCGAGCUGCGUGCUGACAUGACCGCACCUUGA